GCUAGGCAUGGAGCCUCUAUCGGCCUCCCGUGGUAUUGCAACCAGAAAAUCCCCUGCGGCCCAUAGGUUUUGAAAGAGAACAAACUGUUUACAGGACAUUGAAUUAAUAUUGUUUUAAUAUCGUUAGAACUUUCCUUAAGGCCACAACAACCGACACAUCUUACAAUAUGAACAACAACUAUAUAAUGUAACUUAAUUUACCAUGUUUAUGCUGUUCUAUAUAUAAUAUAAUAUAGAAUAAUAUAAUCUACUGUACAGAUAGUUGUAUUGGUCUACUUUACUAAUUACAGCGCCACCUGCAGCUGCAGUACACCUUUUUUCAAUUCAAAAAACUUUAUUGAUCCCCAAGGGGGAAAUUCAAGCUCAGUAGACGAGAAGACCUCAGCUGGUCUUUACUGCGCAUGCGUUGUUGUCAUUCACCACCCUCCAAGAUUGUUGUGCUUGUUCAGCUCUUCCUGAAUCCGGAAAAGGACAGCGUGAACUAGUUUAGAACACUCCAGUAAACCGGUCUCAAGCGCAGGCGCGUAUGUCCUCAAGCAUCCACAUGAUUCGUAUCUUUGUCUAUGGCACCCUGAAGAAGGGGCAGCCAAACUACUUCCGCAUGUUGGACAGCACCAAUGGAAAGGCCGAGCUCCUCGCCUCGGCUCUCACCACCGAGAAAUACCCACUGGUGAUCGCUGGCAAGUGCAACAUCCCUUUCCUCCUCAACAUCCCUGGCCAGGGUCACAGAGUCCACGGAGAGAUCUACAGCGUGGAUGACAGGAUGCUGAAAUUCCUGGACGCCUUCGAGUGCAUUCCCACCAUGUACCAGCGGACUGGGAUUAGUGUCGAGGUGAAAGCGUGGCUGGGGAAGAGCGAGGGUGAGGAGACUCUGUCGCCAGGGAGCAUCACUGAGGUGUUUGUGUACAACACGACAACGUACCAGCCAGACUGGCCUUCACUGGCCAACUAUGAGAGCUACGACGCCUAUGGAGACCACGGCCUGGAAUAUGUGACCAGAGAAGCACGAGAUUGAUGCAGCUCGCUAGUUCUUUUGUAACCUCAGGGCAUUGGCAAUCAAAUAUGUACGAAUGAAUGAAGUUCAAAUGUCAAACUAGAAUGAUUAUAUAAGAUCGGUUUUCUGAUAUGUAUUAUGAUCCUCUGUGUAACAUUGAAACAAGUGUUGUGAUAGACAACUGUGAAUUAUCUGAUUCUUGAAAUCUCUCAUUGAUGUACUUAAAGGACCAGUGUGUGGGAUUAAGUGGCAUUUCGAGGUGAAGUUCCCCACCAAAGUGUAACUACGGUGGCCGUUAGGUGGCCUAAAAACAUGAAAAGACCUAUUUUAAACACAUCAGUCCAACUAAAAUCGAGCUAGUCUUAGUCGGACUAACAUACCUGGAUAAUGUGAUUCAUAGUCCAAUUACACCUCCAUGUAUACGUGUAUUCAGAUUGGAGUUGGACUCGACGUUCUGCACAUGCACCAACAUUUCCUCCUCCGUCUUUGACCGAGAAGUAGGAGGAGACGAAGCAUAAACUGCGACACCGGUAACCACAAGAGCCAUGCUCAAUCUAAUUUGUAUCACAAUUACAAAACCUACAGAGCCUCGGCACGAUCAAUCAAUCAAUCAAUCCCACCGUCUGUCAUUUGUAACAUAAUUAUACAACAUUGAUGUUAACAGAUCCCUUAAUUCGUCACUCUGGACCUUUUUAAAAGCGGCAUGUACUGUGAAUAUAUGUUUCAAAGAGCAUUUGUCCAACUUGUGUCUGUAGUACCGUCAUUUUUGUCAUAUUCAGUGUAAGCACUCCAUUACCUGGAAACACAUUUCAGUAAUUAAUGAAAUUAAUAAAAAAGAUGACAAUCUG
Solea senegalensis (Senegalese sole) is the source of this 1842-nucleotide messenger RNA. Its product is annotated as gamma-glutamylaminecyclotransferase B-like. NCBI's taxonomy places the organism in Eukaryota, Metazoa, Chordata, Actinopteri, Pleuronectiformes, Soleidae. Gene Ontology annotation, molecular function: gamma-glutamylaminecyclotransferase activity. The record is from RefSeq and is a predicted model, not a curated record. The transcript has 2 exons. Bases 527 to 1015 code for a protein of 162 amino acids.